AUGAAGGACCGGCUGGAGCAGCUGAAGGCCAAGCAGCUGACGCAGGAUGACGACGCCGAUGAGGUCGAGAUCGCUGUUGACAACACAGCUUUCAUGGACGAGUUCUUCUCCGAGAUCGAGGAGACGCGAGUCAACAUUGACAAGAUCUCCGAGCACGUGGAGGAAGCGAAAAGGCUCUACAGUGUCAUCCUGUCUGCGCCCAUCCCCGAGCCAAAAACCAAGGACGACCUGGAGCAGCUCACUGCCGAGAUCAAGAAGAGGGCGAACAGUGUCCGGAACAGGCUGAAGAGCAUGGAGCAGCACAUCGAGGGGGACGAGGUGCGGUCGUCGGCAGACCUUCGGAUCCGCAAAUCCCAGCACUCUGUCCUGUCCCGGAAGUUUGUGGAGGUGAUGACCAAGUACAACGAGGCCCAGGUGGACUUCCGUGAGCGCAGCAAAGGGCGGAUCCAGCGGCAGCUCGAGAUCACCGGCAAAAAGACCACCGACGAGGAGCUGGAGGAGAUGCUGGAGAGUGGGAACCCUGCCAUCUUCACCUCGGGGAUCAUCGACUCUCAGAUUUCCAAGCAAGCCCUCAGCGAGAUCGAGGGCCGGCACAAGGACAUCGUGAGGCUGGAGAGCAGCAUCAAGGAGCUCCACGACAUGUUCAUGGACAUCGCCAUGCUGGUGGAGAACCAGGGGGAGAUGUUAGAUAACAUAGAGCUGAAUGUCAUGCACACGGUGGACCAUGUGGAGAAAGCUCGGGAGGAGACCAAAAGAGCCGUGAAGUACCAGGGUCAGGCCCGGAAGGGCGCCAUGAUUGACCGUAUUGAGAACAACAUGGACCAGUCCGUGGGCUUCGUGGAGCGGGCCGUGGCAGACACCAAAAAGGCGGUCAAGUAUCAGAGUGAAGCUCGCAGGAAGAAGAUCAUGAUCAUGAUCUGCUGUGUUAUCCUUGCGAUCAUCUUAGCUUCUACUAUUGGGGGCAUAUUUGCCUGA
Molecule: messenger RNA, 975 nt
Organism: Rangifer tarandus platyrhynchus (Svalbard reindeer)
Lineage: Eukaryota; Metazoa; Chordata; Mammalia; Artiodactyla; Cervidae
Source: the annotation of a GenBank genome assembly